AUGGCGUUUUCAGCUUCAGAUAUCUCUAAAGCUGCUUUCCUAGCUGUCAUAUAUGUCGUGACUGUGCUAGGUAACGCUUUAGUAGCUUACGUUCUCGUGAAGAACAGGAGAGCUCUUCUUAAAAAUCGUCCAACGUAUCAGUUUAUUCUAAAUAUAGUGCUUUCAGAUCUCCUCGUUGGCCUUCUAACGAUGCCUUUUGAAUUCACCCGCGAGCUCCUAGAUGAGUGGAUCUUUGGAACAGCGCCUUGUAAACUCAUCGAGUACAUUGAAAUUGCUGUUUCUUGUACCGCAGUUUUUACUCACGCCUUGAUUGCUUAUGAUCGAUAUCGCAGCCUGGCCCGUCCUUAUUCACCCCGAAUGAAAAGCAAACUCGUCACAAAAAUGAUAGCGCUGUCAUGGGUGGUCCCUGCCGUUGUAGAGACACCUUAUCUGUACAUGUUUGAGGUUCAAGUUAUCAGUUCCAAGACAAUUUGUACGCCAAAAGCUAUUCCAUUUAGCUGGUUAGAUAAACUUUACGGAGCAUUAUCAUUCCUUGUCGUUUUCCUCUUGCCAUUUAUGGUGUUGUGUUGGUGCUAUUUUCGCGUGAUACUUACCAUCUGGGGAAGAAGCCCUACUGUAAUGGCAGAGAAUUUCUCCGCUUCGCAAUAUUCGGUUAUUUCCAGCACCAAGAGGCGCGUCACGAGAACUUCCUGUUUAGUUGCUGCAGUAUUCGUGGUAUGCUGGCUUCCAACACUGGUUCUAGGCUGGUUUCGGAUUGUGUCGGGAACGGAUAGUAUUCACCGGGGACACGUUCUUCACAAAAUCGCAAUGUUUGGUGCAUUUAUUAACGAAGCGAUAAACCCCGUUAUUUACUGUGCGUUCGAUAGGAGUUUAAAAGCGAGAAUUAGCCCUCGCUUCCUUUGCAGAGAUCCCUUGCUAGAGGCUACAGGAUUUAGUCAGACCAAUGAAAGUCUGGCUAAAACCACUCGAAAUCAAGGGCUCAGUUUCAGAGACACCAGGAAUCCUCGUUCGAAAAUGAAUUAG
Messenger RNA from Pocillopora damicornis (cauliflower coral), 1023 nucleotides. RefSeq names its product histamine H2 receptor. Gene Ontology annotation, cellular component: plasma membrane. Gene Ontology annotation, biological process: neuropeptide signaling pathway. The record is from RefSeq and is a predicted model, not a curated record. Gene Ontology annotation, molecular function: neuropeptide receptor activity. NCBI's taxonomy places the organism in Eukaryota, Metazoa, Cnidaria, Anthozoa, Scleractinia, Pocilloporidae.